Tribolium castaneum (red flour beetle) is the source of this 972-nucleotide messenger RNA. RefSeq lists its product as uncharacterized. The record is from RefSeq and is a predicted model, not a curated record. The coding region runs from base 47 to 871 and encodes 274 amino acids. Gene Ontology annotation, molecular function: inositol monophosphate 1-phosphatase activity. The transcript has 3 exons. Lineage: Eukaryota; Metazoa; Arthropoda; Insecta; Coleoptera; Tenebrionidae. Gene Ontology annotation, biological process: signal transduction; inositol metabolic process; phosphatidylinositol phosphate biosynthetic process.
UAAUUACUUAAUCCCUAAAGCAAACAAAUUAUCGCAAACUAGGAAAAUGUCAGCUAACGUUAACACUUUCUACGAAGCGGCUUUAAAAUACACGAAAAGUGCCGGCGAGCUAGUCCUUGAGAAAAUCUCUCUCAGCAAAAACGUAGCACUAAAAUCGUCUGAAAUCGAUUUGGUCACUGAAACCGACCAACAAGUGGAAAAACUACUCAUUCAGAACCUCAGUAAAGAUUUUCCCGAUCAUAAAUUCAUUGGUGAAGAGUCGGUAGCUGGUGGUAGUCAAUGUACAUUAACAGAUUCUCCAACGUGGAUAAUUGACCCAAUUGAUGGGACUAUGAAUUUUGUCCAUACUUUUCCACACUCUUGCAUAUCCAUAGCUCUAUUUAUUGAGAAAAAACCAGAAGUUGCAAUUAUUUACAACCCAAUGCUUGAUCAGUUAUUCACUGCCAAAAGAGGGCAAGGGGCUUAUUUGAAUGGGAAAAAAAUUCAAGUUUCUAAAGAAACUGAUUUCAAAAAAGCUUUGGUCAUGAUGGAGUUUGGGACAAGCAGGGAUCCUGAAAAGAUGAAAGCCGUUAUGGCCAAUCAGAACAUAUUGAUAACGCAAGUACAUGGUUUACGAGCCUUGGGAUCUGCAGCCCUGGACAUGGCAAUGGUCGCCUUAGGCGCAGCAGACGCCUAUUUUGAAUUUGGAAUUCACAUUUGGGAUUUCGCAGCGGGAGAACUAAUUGUUACAGAAGCUGGCGGAGUUGUUAUGGAUCCUUCUGGUGGUCCUGUUGAUAGAUUUUCGCGACGAAUUUUAGUAGCAAAUUGUCGAGAAAUUGCAGAACAGUUGUCUAAAAAGAUUGUUCAGUACCACCCAACACCUCGUGAUUAAGUCAUACUGUGCCAAAGAUAAUACUGUUAGUUACCUGUUAUGAAAAUGUUCGUGUUAGUGACUGUACUUCAUGUUAUUAAUAAAGAAUCUGUUUCAAUGAA